AUGGCUGAUGGUGUGGAGACUCAAAUGAAGGCAUUGAUCGAGUUUCUGCGCGCCUCAUCGGCAGAACCAGUGCUCAUCGAAGCCCAUGUGCGAUCCCUUCGUGAGAAAAUCUCAGCACUUCCCAAAAUGUCCUUGGAGCAAGCAACGGCUUUGGCAUCUACAGUGAAGUCAGCCGAGGGUGUGAUUGAGGGGAAGGAUGUGAAAGCAAUCUUAGAUGCCCUGCAUGAAAAAAUGAAAGGUGCUCCUUUGGAUCCGAAGGGGAAACGCCCCAUGCAAGAGUGGUUGACUUGGGCGUGCUUCUUGACGGCAGACCUUUGGGAAGUGAUUUUGAAAGGAACCAACACAUCUCUGGUUCUAAAGCAAGUCGUGCAGUUCUUAUUCAAUCUUGGCCUGCGAUGUCCCUCAGAAACGGUCUAUGGGACACUCACGGCCAUGUUGGUUUUGAGAAUGCCUGAGAAUGAGCGCAACUUUCAAACCACACAGGACUGGUUCAGCUUGCACACGACGGUCAAGACCCAAGUGAAGGCUAUCUUAGAGAUGUCAAAAGGCCAAGACCCGGGCAUCAUUGGCACCUACCUUGAAAACUUGGAGAAGCCUGAGAACCCGGGUGUGUCAAUGCCAGAGGCGCCAAAAGCUGACAACCUUGGUGCCAUGGAGCAGGAUCGGCUGCAACCACCAUUGGAGGUAAAGUCCAAAACCGAUCCUGCGGUUCCACUGCCUGAAAAACACGAUCCUGUGGUUCCAGGGCCUGAAAAGCACAAGGGUGUGAAGUCUGCGCUCUUGAGCUUGGAUGAGGCAAUGGAAAAGCGUGAGACUGACAAGAGAGGCAUUCCAAAGUCAGGCCGCACUGACUGUCAGCGGCCUGCCGCCUCAGCGCACUUUGUGAGCAGCCUCGUGGGCCGCCUCAGUGAUUUGUUGGGUGGGGAUGCAACAGACAUCCUUGAAGCCAGCUUUUGCGCCGCCGUACUUCCAGGAAAAGAGAAGAUAGAAGCUCAGAGAGAGCACUACGAAGGCAAAAGUGCAGGAUCGUGGGCCGCCAAAGCAAUCAUGGUCCAGUCAGAGAUUUCGCACUUGGCAGCAGCAGAUGCCCACCACUCAGUAGAUCUUAAGCCAGAGAUUUCUCAAUCAGCAUCGACAGAUGCCAAUCCAGACAUUUCGCAAUCGACGUCACCUGAUGCCCAGCCAGAGAUUUCGCAAUCGGCAUCAGCAGAUGCCCAGCCAGAGAUUUUGCAAUCGGUAUCAGCAGAUGCCCAGCCAGAGAUUUUGCAAUCGGCUUCAUCAGCAGAUGCCCAGCAAUCAGUUUCACCAUUGGCAUCAGCAGAGGCCCAGCCAACGAAUUCGAAAGAAACACCAGCUCCAAAUAGUGAGACUUCGGCCCAAGCAGUGGACGCCCAGCAGCCAGCCGCAGAGCAAGAAACGCAGCCAGAAGCGCCAGGAUGGAAGCAGCGCCUAUGCAAAGAUGGUGUGGUGCGUUGGUUCAUGGAGAUCUUUUUGGAGCUGGGCAUUCGGGGCAGCUUUGUUCCAUUCCAAGCGAUUGAAGAGCAAGUGUACGAGCACUAUGACAUCUUCGAGCGGAAGACGACUCCAUUAUCCAUUGCGGUUGCGCGUCCACCCUCGGGAGUUGCUCAGAAGAUUUACCAUUUGGUCCGCGAUGGGAACUAUGUAGACAUCAAGUCCUUCCAGGGAGAAUUUGUAACCAGGGUGAAAUAUCACGGGAGUGCACAGGUUCAAGACUUCUUGAUGUGCUGCAUGGACGCUGUGGACGACACCGUCCCUCCCAUCGAUCGACGAAACCAGAUGCGUUUUGUGGUGAACGGUACACACUUCAUCUCAAAUGGUGAGUGGCGUGAUGAGGUUUCAAAAUGUUUUUCGCCAAUGAGUGAGGAGGCUGUGCCGCCCAAAUCCUCCAAGGCAGCGCCCAAGAAAUCUCCCAAGCCGUCACAAGUCAAUCCAUCUGUCCAGCCAAUCUUGAGUGACGAGAGCCAGCGUCUUAUGAGAGAAUGCCCAGAAAACCAAUUGGGCAUGGACACUCCUGAGAAGGUUGGAGAGGAGCAGGUUGAAGAAGCAGAAGUGAGUCAAACUGCCAAGGUCGACUCUCUGGUUCUCAUGGACAGCCCUCCCAAAGAUGAGGAAUUGAGCAAAGUCGUUUGCCAGAAGUGCCAGAUGGAGGUGUUUGUGUUCGAUGCCCAAGCCAAAGGCAAGACUUGGUGGUGUAAAGCGUGCAAUGCCAUCAACUCGACACUCCGUCGAAACCUCACAUGGCCACCUCCAGAGUUUGCUGCUCUGACCACCGAAGAACAGGUUCAAUUUUGGCAACAGUGCCGUGCCAUGAGGGAAGAAAGCACUGAUGGACGACUUCGGUAUGAUCGAUUGCGUGAUGUGCUGGUCAAUAGCCUUACCAUGGUCAAGACCAGUGAGCUUGCCAAGAGCAGCAAAGGCACUUAUCUGCCGUUGUCAGUGUAUGCGCAGCAGCUUGGCUGCCUUUGGCAUUCGAAAGGAUACAACACGAACCAGAUCCAGGAGAACGCGCCACAGAUGUGGGAUCCAAUCUUGCAGGAAAAGACCUACAUGCUCCCGGUGACGUCUUUGCAAGAGAAAGAGGUGAAACAAAGGAUUGAGAGCUCUGUGGCUGCUGCAGAGCGAAGUGUCCGCAAGCGUAAGGUGGACCACCAGCCUGAGGCAGCCAAUGUUACAGGCGCUAUGAUCGUGGAUCUGUUGAGCGACAACGAAGACGCGCCGGACACGGAGCAACCGAUCCCUGAACCCGAACAAGAACUUACAGCUAAACAGUUGGAAGCCCAAAGGAAGAAGGAGGAGAAGGCUGCUGCACGCAAGGCAGAGCAGGAGCGCAAGAAAGAGAGCCAGAAAGAACGUCGUGAGAUGCUGAAGAUGAACAAAACCAUCGUGAAUUUGGCUGGCAAGGCUGUGGUGGAAUUGCAGCCUCUGUGCGUGGAGCUGCAGCAGACCUGCGCUUCUGGAGAUGACAAUUGGCCAGACCUCUUGAAAGAGAAUUUGGUGCAAGAGCGCGAUGUCCUGCUUGACUGGAAGAAGGCGGCGGCUGCAGCUUUGCAAAAGCAUGCCAAGAAUUCUGAGGCCAAAUUGGAAGCUCUCCCGUUCAAAGACAGCUGCACUGAGAAGGCGUUGCAUGGCAUUUUGCAGAUUGCUCGCCCAGAAGUGAUUCCCAAGUCUUACUCAGGUUACAAGCGCAAAGUCCACAAAGAACUACCACACGAUUGCACAGUAAAACUGCCAGUGGGAGAAAACAAAGAUGGACAGAUGAUCCAUGUAGCUGUGACUCACAUACCAAAGUUCUUGCAGCAUUUGGCAUCCCAGAAUGGUGCCUUCGCGAGGAGACUUGUCCACAUCAUUGACAGGUCUAACGGAGAGUCCUUCAAACCUUUGUUUUAUUGGGAUGAAGUGAUUUCAGGAAACCCGCUAGCACCGCAUUCUUCCAAGAAGAUUGCCAUUGGAUACUUUACUAUGGUGGAGUUGCAGCAGAGGCACAAAGAGGAAAGCUGGAUCCCGUUGCUGGUGGCGCAACACAAAAGCUUGGAGACAGUGAGCGGUGGUUUUUCCAGAAUGAUGCGAGAAGUGGUUUUGUUGGUGCGAUCUUUUGAUAUGCAACAUGGCAUUCCCUUGGAACUGGAUGGGAAUCAAAGGCUUCUUCGCAUUGACAUCAUGAAAGCAAAUUUCAUUGCAGACUUUGAUGCCAUCAGGGCAACGUACAAUUGGAGAGGCAGCGCUUCGAUCAAAGCGUAUAUAGCGUGCAAAAACGUGUACAAAAGAGAUUCCAAUCUUGUUGAUGGUGAGAACUAUCUUACAGAAAUUUCGGAAACCAAAUGGUCCAAGUUUGAUCUCUGGAGUGACCAGGAAGUUUUUGAGCUUUGGGAUAUGAUGGCUCGAGACACGCCCACAAUGAAAAAAAAGGACAAAGAAAAAUUCGAGAAGCUUGCUGGCUUCAAUUGGAAUCCAAAUGCUUUGUUCGCUCACGCUGAGGCCAGGGAAAUUUUGAAACCAAGUGCCGUGCUUUUUGAUCCAAUGCAUAUUUUCUGGGCAUCAGGUGUGGCAGCUUGGGAGGUUGUCAACUUGAUGUCAGUACUUGCGACCAAGUGCAAUUUUACUUGUGAAGAUCUAGCCGGAAAAAUUCAGGGCACCCCUUGGUGUAGUAGUACGCGAAAAGGGCAGUCCUGGCGAAAGAAUUUGGCUGAUGCACAAAAGUUCUCUGGUGAUGCUUACCGUGGCUCAGCCAGUGAUUUGAGAAUGCUCAUUCCUUUGAUGCUUUAUCACAUCAUGGAGUCAAUCGACGACACUGAGCCUGUUCAGGCUGAGCUUCAAUCCUUUUAUGCCCUGGUUAAGCUUCUGGAGAUUUUGGCCAGCUUUCAAUGUGGGAUCUCGAAAGUCAAAUGCCAACAACUUUUGAAGCAAACCGAAACCUACUUGGAGCUUUACCUUUUGGCCUAUGAAAACUGCAAGCCAAAGCACCAUUACCAAUUGCACCUGUGUGACAUGAUCUGGCGUACUCAACUUUGUGUGGACUGCUUCCCACAAGAGGCAAAACACAGGACGUAUAAGUAUCAACUUCAAAACAGGCUGGAUGGGAUGCUACAUGAUCCAUUCCUGUUUUCAGAAGGCGUCUUGACGCGUCUUUUGAACAGCCACUGCCGCCUUUUCGACAAGCCGUGCUUGCCUGGUGACCUCACACCUCCAGUAUCUGAAAGUCAGAAGCUUGUAGAUGGUUCGAUGGUGUCUGUGCUAGAAGGCGCCGCUUUAGAUCUGGAAGCAGGCCGUGUCUACAAAGAUGAUUUUGUGAUAAGCCCGCGUGGCAGCGGUUUGGUACGAGCUUGUUUGAGAUUUCGCGAUCGCGCUUGGGUGCACAUCGACCUCUACGAUAGAGUUUUUUGGACCGUGGAUUAG
Messenger RNA from Durusdinium trenchii, 4914 nucleotides. NCBI's taxonomy places the organism in Eukaryota, Dinophyceae, Suessiales, Symbiodiniaceae. The record is from the annotation of a GenBank genome assembly.